Molecule: messenger RNA, 630 nt
Organism: Aphanomyces astaci
Lineage: Eukaryota; Oomycota; Saprolegniomycetes; Saprolegniales; Verrucalvaceae
Exons: 3
Coding region: 1-630 (209 amino acids)
Source: RefSeq, a predicted model, not a curated record
AUGCGCUUGACCCGCCAAGAGGGCAGCGGCGGCAGGAUGGCGCUGGAGGUGGAGCGCGUACUGCGGACGCCGCAGUUGCAGCCCGUGUACGCGCUGCACUACUCGCUUAGUCGCGUCUGUGUGGCAGCUGGCAACACGAUCACUGUGUGGCCAAAUGGAGGGGACGAAGGGGCUCCGCUGACGUGGCAGGCCCACAGCCACAACAUUUCGUGCCUGGACGUGGAUUUACUGCGACGAGUUAGGACUGCUUGUGUCGAGCUGAUGGAGCCUAAGCUCGAACUGCAGUACUUCAACUUUUCCGCCCCCGACAACGGCACGCUGUUCAUCCUUCUGUCCAUGUUUAUCGCGUUUGGGUACGUCUUGGCUGCGAGUGCGUUGGACGCGAUGGUGGUCGAGACGCCCAGCGAGAACCUGUUGCAAUGCGCGGCCGCAUCCAGGAUCCAGACCGCCCAUCUACGUCGUGCGCUCGCUCGCUGGCAUCCUCGCAAGAUCAUCGUGAUGGGCCAUCCGAUCAACGUCCAUGGCUUGUGCCGGCAGCUGAAGAUGGGGUUUGCCUUUGGGGACGCAGCAAAAACAACCAACUCCAACGACGCCAACUUGCACGCGUACACGAAAUGUACACUUACGUGA